Molecule: messenger RNA, 1188 nt
Organism: Penicillium pulvis
Lineage: Eukaryota; Fungi; Ascomycota; Eurotiomycetes; Eurotiales; Aspergillaceae
Product: ubiquitin C-terminal hydrolase 37
Exons: 6
Coding region: 1-1188 (395 amino acids)
Biological process (GO): ubiquitin-dependent protein catabolic process; protein deubiquitination
Cellular component (GO): cytoplasm
Molecular function (GO): cysteine-type deubiquitinase activity
Source: RefSeq, a predicted model, not a curated record
AUGGUUCCACCUACCAAGAGACGACGUCUGAUCGAUCUUUUGGAGGACAACAGUGAUGAGAUCUGCCAGCCAGCUAGUCAGCCGCAGAAAGAUAGCUGGAACGGAUUCUGUGAGAUCGAGUCAGAGCCUGCUCUGUUCAAUGUGAUGCUCCGAGAGUUCGGGGUGAAAGGAGUCAAAGUUCAAGAAGUCGUGUCUCUUGAGGAGGAAAUGAUGGCCUUUCUUAAUAAACCGAUCUAUGCAUUGAUCUUCCUGUUCCGCUGGCAAGAAGAUGACACAGAUCGGCAGGAAAUUAGUUGCCCUGAUGGCCUCUGGUUUGCAAACCAGACAGCAAUCAAUGCUUGUGCCAGUGUGGCACUACUGAAUAUUGUCAAUAAUAUCCCAAAUAUCGAUCUCGGGGAAAAUCUUGAGCGUUUCAAGGAAUUCACCAAGAAUUUUACUCCAGCUCUCCGGGGCGAUGCCAUCAACAACUUUGAGUUUGUUAAGAAAAUACACAAUUCCUUUGCACGCAAGAUGGAUAUUUUAAAUGCCGAUUUACAGCUUAAAUCAGAGGCAACUUCUAAAAAACGAUAUCAGGGUCAAGAUACCGGCAAUUCGGAUGCUACUUUCCACUUUAUUGCGUUUAUGCCGGCCAUGGGUCAAGUAUGGAAAUUCGAUGGACUAGAACGGCAACCACAAUCCCUAGGUGAAUGCUCCGAAGAUGACUGGUUGGAGUUGGCCCGGCCCAAUAUCGUUGAGCGAAUGGCGGCAUACGAGGAAGAGCAGAUUGAAUUUUCUAUGCUAGGGGUGGUUCGGGAUCCCCUGCAUGACUUGAUCCAGCAGCUUGCCGUCAAUGUUCGAGGUUUGGAGAUUUUAAAUGCCCGACUGACAUCCCCCGCAACCCCGGUACUUCCCGACGCAAUGUUAACCGAGCUCACCGAGACGGUGCUGGGUCCCGAUCCUUCCUAUGGCCUGAGUCGCGAAGACAUUGAUGCGGCUGUGAUCUCCAAUAUCGCGUCUUCGGAAUUUGCCACGGAGCUACGACGACUCCGCGACGUACAACGCCAACUACGAGGUCGGAUUCGAGAGGAGCAACAGAUCCAACGAAGUGACGAGGACCAUGCGACGGGACGGCGAUAUGACUAUGGGCCCGCGAUACGGACGUGGUUGCGAUUCCUUGCCCGCAAGCAUAUGCUGGCUGAGUUAUUGUAA